AUCCUUCUCGUGAAGAACAAUGUCUGGACGUGGCAAAGGAGGCAAAGGGCUAGGAAAGGGAGGAGCCAAACGACAUCGCAAGGUCCUUCGAGAUAAUAUCCAAGGAAUCACCAAGCCAGCAAUUCGGCGUUUGGCUCGCAGGGGUGGAGUGAAGCGUAUCAGUGGUCUGAUCUAUGAAGAAACCCGUGGAGUACUCAAGAUUUUCCUUGAAAAUGUGAUUAGAGACGCAGUGACCUACACAGAACACGCUCGCCGGAAGACUGUUACAGCCAUGGAUGUGGUGUAUGCAUUGAAGAGGCAGGGCAGAACCCUUUAUGGGUUUGGUGGUUAAGAGGGUUUUGAUUGUGAUUGCAAGUCUUGCUGUCAAGAAAUUGUGUACUUUUUGGGUAGAUGUUUAGAUGGGAAGAUAGUGGUUUUUGGGUUGGGGAUUAUUGUAAGUAAUCUGAUGGGUUAAUGGCCAAUGGGUAUGCUUUUGGUUUUGUUGUUUUGGGUUCUGCUGUGACCACGGUGAAUUUGGACUGAAAUGAAAAUGGUGGUGUAAACCAAUUUAAUCU
Molecule: messenger RNA, 554 nt
Organism: Manihot esculenta (cassava)
Lineage: Eukaryota; Viridiplantae; Streptophyta; Magnoliopsida; Malpighiales; Euphorbiaceae
Product: histone H4
Exons: 1
Coding region: 20-331 (103 amino acids)
Biological process (GO): nucleosome assembly
Cellular component (GO): nucleosome
Molecular function (GO): structural constituent of chromatin; protein heterodimerization activity; DNA binding
Source: RefSeq, a predicted model, not a curated record